AUGGGCUUAAGAACCAAGCUACUCUGGCCUCUGAUAGCAUGCCUUACAUACCUCUUUUUCUUUACAGUCCGGCUCAAACCAGUUACGGAUAACUCGUCAGAACUAGACCCAGCAACAAUAGCAGCAAUAGAAGAAGAAGAACUACGACUACUACAGCAGAAUGAACAAGAUUCGUCCUGGCAAUGGCAAUACAUUCCUCACCAUCAACCAGAUCUCGAACAAUUGACGGCAAACGAACCUCUCGAGACCCUCGUUGUUCCUGAAGUAACCUAUCGUCCCGACGAAAAAUUCAUUACCUUUCUUACCCACAGUGGUUUCCAGAAUCAACUUAUACAAGGCAAAUAUAGAUUCGAGAAUGGUAUACUUUUGGCAUGGUAUCUCAACCGUACUCUUCUGCUUCCCAAUGCGUUUCUCGGUGAAGCGUUUGGCUGGAGCAAUUUCGAUAAGCUGCAUCUCGAACACAUGCUUCGGGACUCCAGCACCACAGAGACAUGCAGUGAGUUUGCCGAAGGUCUUGUUGAAUGGGGAAUCGAGUGCCCACCUCGCGGACGAUAUGCCGUCUUGCCUUUUGACGAAAUCUUUGACCUUUCAUGGGCUAAAAAGCACGUGCGGAUAUUACCCCGUCAGAGAUCUGACUUUGGGUGGCUGGAAAAAGAAUUUGAUAUCCAAAGAGACAACGUACCUAAUCAUGUCAAUGGAUCGUACAGAGAUGGUGAUAUUUUGUUCUUUAAAGGCGAGACCCGUUACGACUGGCGUAUCUUUGACACACCUCGAAAGAAUCACAGACUUGGGAAGUACGCCGACAGUCUAGACAUUUACCAGCUCAGACAACGUCCUGAAAGACUCUUGCAUUUCUCAAGCUUGUUUGGAACCGGCAAGCUUCCGAUCAGACGCCCUGAGCACUAUGAGUUUUUGCGAAACCUUCAACGUAGUAUAAUAUAUCGGCAUCCGGCUGUGUUGACCAUGGCUGAAAAGAUUGUAGACCGACUUGGAGGACAUGGAGAUGGCUGGUUUAUUAAAGCAUUGCCAGAGAAUGUGAAUAAUAUCAUCUCUCAGAUCCAACGGGCCGUAGAGUCUCAUCAGCCUGGAAGCUUAAGAGCCAUUCUGCGGCCCACAGAGCAACGCCUGACGCUCGAUCAAUGUCGGCAUCUGGCAGCUACCCAGAACGUCACUCUGGUCUACAUGGCAACCGAUGCUCGUUCUCCUCAAUUGAAUCCUGCUUUCGAUCCCGUUUGGAAUCUAUUUCCGUGCACAUUUACGCUUGACGAUAUUUUUAGUCCCCUGAGCUCCGAUUGGGACACGCUCGAGAGAGUGGUGGACAGGAAUUCGGGCGCUAGUCUGCGCAAAUUUCUUGUUCCGCUAGUUGAUGCCACAGUGGCGAGUCGAGGGUGGUUCUUUAUUGGCAGUAAGGGAUCAACCUUUUCGGGAUACAUUUAUCGACUCCACGAUGUGUUCUGGUCCAAUGAGAAGAGACAGCAAUUAGGGCUCGAGGAAGUAUAA
This is a messenger RNA of Phycomyces blakesleeanus NRRL 1555(-), 1500 nucleotides long. RefSeq lists its product as hypothetical. The coding region runs from base 1 to 1500 and encodes 499 amino acids. The record is from RefSeq and is a predicted model, not a curated record. Lineage: Eukaryota; Fungi; Mucoromycota; Mucoromycetes; Mucorales; Phycomycetaceae. The transcript has 5 exons.